UUUUUUUUUUUUUUUUUUUAAUUGAAGUAAAAACACAGUCACAUAGACACAUGAAAGCUAUUGAAUCUUGUUGAUCAUCAAUGCAAAUCUGGGCUUGAUUUUGACUAUUUGUCUGUAUGGAAAAAGGGAAAAAAAGAUUGGGUUUUUUAUAUCAGUUUUGGUGUGGAGACUAAUGAGAUUUAUCAUUGUUUUCUAUUAUUUCUAUUCUUUUUAUUUUUCAUAAAUUCCAGCCUUCGAGUGGAGAAGCAAAUUUUUGCUUAUUGUUUUCAGACUUUUUUCAGUGCCUUGACCAGUUGAGCAGUUAUUCAAGAAGGCCAACAUUUACAAUGGUUCCAGUGAACCUAUGGUAAAAUAUUUAACCAAAUAGAGAUUAGAGAUAGUAAUUUUGAGGAAUAAAUCUAGAGCAAUGACUAACCCAAAAAAUCCCACAACCUCUAUUUCAUCUUUCCUGGGAUCACCAAGAUGUUUGAAUGGGUUUUUCACAAAGAAUGUUUCUGAUGCAGAAUCUGUAGCAAUGAGUCCAACCUCAAUUCUUGACACAAAAAACUCAUCAAAUUCUGCUAACCCUUUUGGCUAUGACAAAAAUUGGUCCAAAUCCUCAAUCCCGUCUCCAAAUUCUUUUAAUAAACUAAACUCAGAAGCCACUGGACUUGCCUUGAUUGACUCAAUCAAUGAUGAGAAAAAUGAAGGGGAUUUUUCAAAGCCAAUUAGCAGAAUGGUUCUGUUUGGAUCAAAACUUAAAGUUCAAAUUCCAACCCUUGUUCCCUCUUUGAUUUCCCCAGUCGAAUCACCCAAGACUCCAGCUGAUUUCGGAAUCAAGACUAGGGAUUCUCAGUUGUUGAGUCCUUUUUCUGGCAUCCCAGCAAAGGAUUCUCCUCAGAGUUUUACUAGGCAGUUAUCUUUGAAGGAAAUGGAGCUUUCUGAGGACUAUACUUGUGUGAUCACUCAUGGGCCUAAUCCAAAAACGACACGUAUAUUUGAUAACUGCAUUGUUGCAAGCUGCUGUGAGGAUCCUAAUUUGUCUGAUAACGAAAGGUGAAAAAGCCUUUUGCAGCCAUGAAUGCCGCUGCCAAGAAAUGCUUUUUGAAGGGAUAAAGAAUCCAGAGUUGGAUGAUUCGUUUUAAGACAUGUUAUGUUAUGAAUUAACCAUAUUUCCCUUUCAUGCUUCAGAAGAAUAUGGCAUCUAUAAAGGGAUUUUAUGUCCUCAAUUUGAUAAGUAGGAAUAAUUUAACCUGAAGGACUCAUAAUGUUUACCCCGAUUUCGAUGUUGUACUGUUUCGCCCAUCAUCCAUACAAUUUGCCUUGAUUUUUUGCA
Molecule: messenger RNA, 1315 nt
Organism: Olea europaea var. sylvestris
Lineage: Eukaryota; Viridiplantae; Streptophyta; Magnoliopsida; Lamiales; Oleaceae
Product: protein MARD1-like
Exons: 3
Coding region: 407-1039 (210 amino acids)
Source: RefSeq, a predicted model, not a curated record